CUUUCCUUGACAUUUCUACCAAGCCGGCCUUUCCACUAACAUCCGAUCUCUUUUCCAGCUGAGCUCGCUUAGGUUUCGCUUCAAAAUUUUUUUAGUUAAGAAGGACGCCAGCGUAGUUCAAAAUGGUCUGGAUUUGUGGUCGCGGAAAAUCGAACAAACCGCUUGUUCACAAAGAAGAAAGAACUUCAGUGAAGCAAAAGGUUUGCCACGGUGUGGGACAUGUAUUCAACGACCUCUGCAUUCAAGCUUGGUUUACAUAUCUUAUAAUCUUUUUCAACAAAAUCGUCAAAAUUUCCGCGACCGGUACUGGAUAUAUUUUUCUCUCUUCACAAGUUGCCGAUGCCAUUUCCACCCCGUUCAUCGGCUAUGGAUGCGACAAAUCAAUCUCAAAGACAAUAACAAAGAAAUUUGGAAAUAGAAAGAUAUGGCAUUUCAUCGGAACCGUUGGUAUCUUGUUGGUUUGGCCGUUCGUAUUUAGCCCGUGUCUCAUUUGCAAUGAAGAUAGUGCGGAGUGGGUUCCGGUAGCAUACUAUGGUGUACUUGCCGCUCUAUUCAGUGUUUUUUGGCCCAUGGUGGAAAUCAGCCAUUUGUCAUUGAUCCCUCAUGUCGCUAAAAGACCGAAAGAUGCGGUGGAGUUGAGUGCAAUAAGGUAGGAAAACUUAACUAGAAUGUUAGGAACUUACAAAAACAACCAGAUUGUUUUGAAAAUUUAUCGCAAGGCGUUUGGUUGGCAUAUUUCCAAGCAUCCGAUGCAAACUUUGGGCGCUACUCGUGUGGUGCUACUUGUUGCUGCCGCAAAAUAAUUUUUAUAAGCGUAUGUCAUUGUUAAUCGCUCGAAGGAAAGCCAUGCUAUUUUAAGUCGAAUUAAAAAUUUUCAAUAAAAUACUACUGUGUAAGGUCGAGAUAAUGCACUAUGAGUUCUGCUUUGAAAUUUAACCGGUUAAAAUUUGGGGAGAAAAAAAAGCUUUUGUCAAAUUCAUAUUGCAUCAUCUAUUUGACAAGCUGGGUUUCCCUGUACGUACGGCGCAUUCAGACACAAGGCCGGAAAGCGAAACAAUGCAGUCAUAUGACCUGCACAGAUGUCUUAUGAUCUGUAAUAUGAAAAAAAUAGAUGGAAUUAUCUAGUCCGUUAUUGUAAGGACAUACGUUAAUUGUAAGAAAUUGAUCAAUUGUUUAAGUGCAAAUGGCGACGAACCUUGGACUCGAAGCCAGUAUUUAUGAUAAUUCGGCAAAACAAAACAUCGCUUGAUUUAACUGCCUAGCUAAUAAACAUGCUGUUCCGGUUUCGGCUAGCAAAAACAAAAGUUUGGGAGAGAAAAUUCUGAAAUCUUUCUACGAAAGUUGAGAAAAUUAUGCCAACACCAAACGUAGGAUUGUGAAGAUCAGCGCGUGAACCCGAAGUGUGAGAAAUGUGGUUGUUUACAGUGAAACUUCAUCAAUAUGCUAUCAAGGUUACGGAAAAUUUUACGAUGUCAUCAUUGAAAAUUCCAGUCCUUAAAAAUAUUCCUCGCUUGCACGUUGAGAUCUUUUAUAGUUCAAAGGAAGUUUUCACUUGCGAGUUUUGAUCAGCCUUCGCGACAUCUGCUGUCUCUUUGGUUGGGUUUAAAGCCAGUUGAAAUUUAUUUUUACUGGAAUGAAAAUGUGGUUUUCGUAAAGGUGUGAGCUUAAAAGAGCAAGACGUUGUUACCCAUCGCCUUUACCCAACGAGAGCCUGCCCUGCGGGCAAUUAUGACAUUUUCCUCCCUUCUAGGGCCCAAAGGUGAACGGCGAACAAUUUUUUUUUCUUCUGGCAGAAAGCUUUUGUUUUUUACGAUGUAAAAAGGGUGCUUUGGGAUAGGAUUAUGGCGAUUAUCGCAUCGUUGUCAACAAUUUGUUAAGGUAAAAACCUUUUUUUACAAGAAGUAACCUAAUCGGAAAUCAGUUCUUCGAUUCGUCCUCCCGUUUCUACCAGUACUUGAAUGUGUUUGACUUCAAAUUUAUGCAGACUUUGUCUAAAACUUAUAAUGAUUUAACACUUAAUUCUUAAUUAACCUUUUGUGGAGAACUUGCCUUUUCAAUUUCACUUCUAUUGUAAUUUUUUUUUAAAUUACACAAAUAGCGCCCGCCUUGUUUUUUUGACGGAAGGAUUAUUAUAUUGUUAUGUAACCCUGCUGCUCGUUCUUCCCGUGUGCUUGAUGUGAGGGAUUUUAUAAAACAUUCCCUUUUGGACAGCAAGUUAAGCAUAUUGAAAAUAUUUACACAUUUUUUUUAUAAGCGUAAGAGAAAAUUCCUGCUCUUUGAUAACUUGCAGUCCACUUUGCCCUGCCGAGUUCUUUACCCCUGGGGCGCAUUCGCAAGACAACGGUGUCUCAGUCCAAGUUGUCGCCGCUUUUUUUCCUGUGAGAUUUUUGAGCAAGAUGGAUUUUUGUUUCGAGAGAUAUUCGUGAAGAAAGCCAACUGUAAGUAGUUUGCAUACGCUUUCGGUUUUCCACAGGAUAUCCGGAAAUUUUGAAAUAUAGUCGUCAUUUCCCACGGUGAUGAUGAUAGAGUGAAACCUUGCACAUCCAUCUGUUUUAAAAACAUGCAAUGCUCUUCUCUGGUAACCAUAUUGCUACUAUAAAUUGCAGAUAAAUUGAAGCAACAUGUAAGUUUAGACACGAAACAUUUCUAACAAUAAUAAAUAUCCAGACUGCGUGUAUUAAAACAUCUUUUGUUGUAAAGCCAGUUAUAAAGGAAAGAAGAAAAACCUCGCGUGAGAACUGCCUCUAAACUUUCACCUGAACGUUUUUUUUUUACAGUUUUCCAUUUUCCUUGCACCUUGUAUACAGUAACCCAAUCUUGUGGCUCUGUUGUGGUAUUAAAAAUAACUUGAGACUCUUGAAAUAAUAUUGUUGCUCCAAACACCAUGAUCUUGACUUGAUUCUACUUCUCGCCAUGAUUGCUAGAACGAAAACGUUCCAAACCAUGUUCAUUUUGGGUGGUGUUUCUUCCCGAAAAUUUGUAGGAAUAUUGCGAGCUAUACUAAAUCACUGUCCUCCCUACCUUACCAUAUGCAACGGAAGCCGACCGGUGCAAAUCAAAGGCAGAAUAGCCUGUGUGGUUCGCGGUGAAGCCGCGUCAACCAGCGUUUACUAGCCGUUAAUCUAGAAGGCGACAAAAAGAGCAGGUGAAAGCAGGUGAAGUGUUUCACGCGUAAAGCAAAAGUGAAAGAGACAAUAAACAAGCCAAGAUCGUCAGUAUUUCUUAUUGAUUUCGCGCUAGACCAAAACUAUAAUUAAAGUAGACUGAAACAUAUAUCGUCACAUAUACUCCGCCUCUUCGAGUAAGCUCGACCUCGAGAGGUAAAGAAGAGAAAAAAAAAUCAUGAAAUCUUACUAUGAUCGUAACGCCAUAGAACCUCGGUAUGAUCUUGGUGAUAAGGUUUGGGUGGGUGUUUAUUUUGAGAACGGACCUCUGGAGCCAGGGUCCUCUACUGGCUAAGGCAGAAAGAAGGUUUGCAGUUUUAAGUAUGUUGUGGCUCCCUCACCCACCAGGUUUGGGUGCAUAUCUAUCUAUGCGCAAGUAAACGGAAAAGUAAAAGCCGCGGAUCCAAUUCUGAUUCGGCUAUCUUCAUGACUUAAACGUUUAUGGCGUUUACAUUUUCUUUUUAUUUGGAAGUUUUACCGGGUCUUGUUGAACCAUGGAAAUGCCAAGCGAUAGUCGUUGCGCUGCCAGUGCCCCUUUGGCACGGUUGCUCUCACGUUCAUUUUGCGCGCACUGUCAACUGAUUACGUAGUCAAAUAAUUAAUUUGGGAUUUGGGGGGGAGUCGAUACGUGUUCGGCUUCGCUAAACUGCAGGACAUCUUCUUUCUUCGAAGAUAUCAUCGGACAUCCGUCGAAGAUUAGAGGGGACAUAAACGGAAAGAAAUCAGACAAACUUUUCACCGAUUAAAUACCACACAAGGUGAUGGUAGAUAGCACUGAGAUCGUUUUCAUAUCAAAGGUUAAUCUAGGCCAAGUUGGAGAGCAAGAUUAUUGGACUAUGUUUUGACGUGCACCCAGAAAAAAUUUGCCGGAAACCAUGGUAGAACGUUUGCCGUACUCGAAAUUGGAUUGAACAAGUCCGGGUUUUUUUUAUUAUUGUGCAAAAGGGACGCUUUUUUAAAAGUUUCUUGUGCUGUACGGUUUGUCCGUAGUCUUUGUCACAUGCCUUCAAAUCGCCUGGCAUUAUUUUUAAGGGACUUGGUUAGAUACGUGUUAAAAAUAACAGAGCAACGUAACAUUAUACCGAGAAGGUUUCUAGGUUUUCAAUCAUUUCCGGCUCAGUAGUAUCACUGAACAUGUAGGAAUGGAACAUGAAAGACCCUGACAGUUUACCUGCCCGGAAAUCUAUUUUACAGAUGCGUAAUAAUCGUAGAUCCUAGAGUCAAUGUCGGAGGUAAAGUAAGAAGUCUUGCGGACAGUUACCCUCACAAAUUUGUUUUCGUCGUUUUCAACUGUAGUCUUCGAAGUAUAGUUCAGGUUUGCAAAAUGAAAAUUUUGUUCAAGGCCUCUUAUGAGAGGAAAAGGAUGUAUAAUUCAUUUUCGAUUUGUGUUACUAGUUCUUGACCAAGCCAGGGGAGUACAUGGGAGUAGCUAUGUGCACGCGCGGCACGCGCGGACGCACGUGCGCACCUGGAAAGGUCGAAAGUUAAAAAAAAGUAACAUAAAAUGGCAUAUAAUAAAUAAAAUGAAAAAAGCAAACAAUAAAAAAAUUGUCUCAGUUAAGAUGACUCUGUUUCUUUGAAAUAUUUUUUCGAAAACGACGGACCUUUUUUCUUUUUUUUUUUCCUCUCUCUCUUUUUUUGCUCACCCGAAUGUUGGAUCCGAUACUUAGAAGCGAUGUGAUUCAUCGGUGGACCGAAACUUGAAAAGUAUAAUUAGAGAAAAAACUGGAAAUAGCGCUCAGAUAGCAGGUCGUUAAGGCGUUGGGAAAUUGUUCUCACCUCUAGAAAAGUCCUGGACUACCUUACAGUUCAUCGCCAUCUUUUUGCCAAUACUGUAACUUAUUUCCAAUUUCAGAAGGAAGGCAAGAAGAAUGCGUUCUCAGUACUUCGAGUUAAGUUCUGAUAAGUUAACGAUAUUUUCUCAGGCAGUUCACCCAAAAGCAGAGGACUCGCAUCAAUAUUGAGCGCGGGUCAUAAACACGAACUUUGUAAACGAGUAUUGGUGAAACUGAUGCUUAAAAAUGUUUGUCUUUUCUUUGUUUCCUUAGAUCUGCACUGAAGUUGGGGAGCGGAGUUUUUGUGUACGUGGUGACAUGGAUUCUUUUAGGACAAAAUAGCGAAGAAAAUGUGGACGAGUCCGCCAAGAAACAAUUCACGGUAGGAGACUCGAGAGAACUCCAGUCGGUUGAUUCUAAAGUGAAACCUCUAUAUAACGAACGUCUACACAAGGAACAAUAUUCUCUGCCCUAGUUUUAGUAAAAUAUAUGGAAAAUAACCUUGAUAUAACGAAACCUACCCAAUCCCUUGGUCCUUCGUUAGCCUUUUCCAGGGCGGCGUACGUUUUAGCUCGCUCCCCACCAUCCGAACACCGCGCUCUACUAUCUGACCGCCUGCAACAGGCUAGUCCUUCGUUAAAUCGAGGUUCCACUGUACUGAUAUACAACUGCCUUCCCCCUUAAACUCCAGUAUUAAAAGUACUGGAAGGACCGUAAUGUUGUUUUUGUUUUUGUUUUAUUUUAUUUUACUACUCUGGUGCACUUUAUUUUUUGGGGGUGGGCGCUUAUUCGUCGUUGGGCGGUUAUUCGAAUAAAUACGGUAUAUAUAAAAAAUCCUGCACCGAAAAAUUUUACGCUUUUCUGGUUGUUUUUAAUGAUCUGUCCCUCAACGGUUUCAAAAUUAAUUAUGACUUCGACAAAAUUCUCAAAUCUGAUUGGCUAUCAGCUACCCUAAUUUCAUCAUUAUUAUAGGACAGUACCUCAAAAAACGUUAAGUUCUAAUUUUAAAAAAUUAAACAAAUCGGACUUCCGCUACGUGGUCAUCCGAUUUUGUUAAUCACUCGCAUGAUUAAAGACCGAGUUGGACUCCACUCAGUCCUAUUACCAUUGAAUGAGAAAAAAAAUAGGUGUGACCCAUUCUCUUUUGUUCUUAAUUUAAAAUGUUCAGUUGAUGUCAGACAAAGAAACCGGGGGCGCUUUCCAUUUACGAAAAAAACCCGGAAAUUUCGGUGGUAGCAAAAGUGGAAUUUCCGAUUGGUAAAAAGUUGUUCCAUUUGGUCGUAAACCCCGGUACGUGGCGCGGUGCCCGACCGUGGACCUGGAACUGGUACAAACUACGAGAAACGUAAAUGGCACACGACAUUCCGUUCGGAAAUUCCAACCGGGAAAACGGGACCACCUUUUUAGAUUUUCCACUUUUUCUGGGAAUUUUCCAGUGGGACGAACCGACGAAACGUGUUCCAUUUACCGCCGAACCGGAAAUUCCGGAAAUUUUGACUAAAUGGAAAGCGCCCCGGUAAAUGACGCCCACCACGAGAAAAAGGAUUGUGAUUGUAGUGUUAACCAAUAAUUAUGUAUUGCCUUUUUGCAGUAUCAAUCAAUAAUCGUGAUGCUUACGGGAAGUUUUUUCUCCAUCAUAUUUCACUUGGGAGUUGAGGACGAAGAUGACUCUUCAGGUAUGCAUUUAAUUGGUUUUUAUACACGUAACUCUUUGCAGUGAGGUAUUUCCGUCUUUAUGCAAUCAUCUUAUCAUAAGGCUCAAAUUCGUCCAAGAACCCCAUCCCCACCCGCCCUCGGCAAAAAUCUAGUCCACGUGGCGGGCGCAUGCAUCUUGUCCUUCCUCGCAUCACGUGCAUUGCUUAUUACUCUUGGCCAUAAAAACAGUAUUUUUGAAAUUCCUCAAAUUUCCUUUUGUCACAUAGGAAAAAUAAACAACCAUUAUAACUAAGUGCCUCUGAAGAAGUUUUAUGUGAUUGGUCACGGAAUCGUAUUUGUUCCAUAUAUUCAAGAGGUAUUUGGGAAAAGAGCUACACAACUUUCGUCUCAGUUUGAUUCAGUGAUAUUGAUACUUGUAAAAACACGGUCUCUGUUUCUGUUUCCUUCUUUUAUUACUAAGCCUGCGUUUCUGGCAAAAUUAUUUCGGACCUGAGAGUUGUUGAUGCGACUCUGAUUAUUCUUGCAACUGCUGUCAAACUCAGGUCGCACGUAAAUGAAACCGUCAGCUAUACCGAGUGCACUGACAGCAUGCAAAACUACUUCAGCCUGUUGAUUGCAUAAAGACAUUAUCGAAUCUAAACAUCGUCAAAAUCGCAAUUGCAUAAAUUCUCUGACAGGUGUAGUAUCCUAUUGUUUCACCUCAGAGCUAGAGAAACAAAAAGAUUUGAAGUCUAAAGCGUCGCCCAAUGGACCAGAAUGUAAAGACCUAGAAAAACAAGCGCUUGAACUUGAACUUCAGAGGCAAGAAAAACACCGGCAACAAGACGAACAAAAGAGAACGUGGAAAGAGUGGUUUAAAACUCCAGACUUUUACAAGGUAAAAUAAUGAUUCACAGUUCUCACAUCCACAUAGUGUUUCGGUUAAUCUACCAUCCCUAAUCGAGUUGCAAUUUCUAAAUAUAGUAAAUGAUCUUAGAGCGGUUUUCAUUUGAGUAUCGUAAAACCAAAACCAAAGUAAUUACUCUAGCCAAUUACAAAGGACACAGACAAAACAGUGAACCAAUUAAAACUACGCAAAGCGCGGGAAAAUGCAUGCGAGCGUGACACAAUUGGUUUUGGUUUUCCUUCUGAUUGGAUAAAAAAGUGGCGCGAAUCUUUUAAGCCAAUCACGUAGCGUAGUAAACGCAAAACCAAUUACCUUUCGACACUCAAAUGAAAACCGCUCUAUAGACAUCCUCUCUUAAAUAAACGCCCCCUGACGAUUUUAAGUUUGUAUUAGAUGCCCCCGGCUCUCCAAUAAACGCCCCCCUGACUAAGAGACACCUCACAUUGCGGUUGCUCCAAAAUACUUGUCUAGGAAAUAGUGAAAUAGAGCAAAACCUUUGAAUUUAUUAAGUUUCCUGUCUGAUAAAACAAGAGUUUGCCCAUUUCAUCUUGUUCUAGUUCAUGUCUAGUUCAAAGUAAGGAUUCUGAUAUUGAAGUUGAGCUUUAAAAAAACGAUCUGGAUCUCUAAACGGCCUAGAAGUAUCAAUGUCUGGAGUAUUUUUCAGACUGUUGUGAUAUAUUUAACGAAAGGAGAGUUUUGUAAGUGGAGUUCAGGGGCGGACCUAGGGGGAGGGUGCAGGGGUGCACCCCCCCCCCGAGAUGACUUACGGUUUUCUAAUACAACUUGUAUUCUGCAUAAAAAAAAACUGUGUGGUUUAUUGGUGUUGAAGUAGAGCAAGAGACGAGUGCACCCCCUCCUAAAAAAAAUCCUGGAUCCGCCCCUGGAGUUUAUUACAGUUUAAGAAUAUGAGGAUAAACACCUCUAUCUUUUAUACGUCUGCUGUCUAUGGAACGCCCCUCUAUUAUUUUUCUGAAGCGCUCUAAACGGAAUUUGGGCGCAAACCAUCGGAUUUCCUGGUAAGCACCCAAGAUUACUUUUGGCCCUCCGUUAACUUGGUCGGUUACUGGAGCAAGGAAUGAGUUGUUUCAGUUUUGAAGUACAUGUCCGAAUGUAUGCUUUCGCAUUUGGUAUGACAAAAAAAACCUCUUUAAAUAAACCUAUGUUUGUUUUUAAUUUCAGGUUGUGUUUGUCUAUAUGGCGACGCAAAAUGUAGUAAACCUAAACCAGUCGUAUUUUCCAAUGUACUUGACGGAGACACUUCACUUCAACAAGGUAUAUCAUUAUUUGAAAUACAUAUCUCUCACUUUUAGUAGCCUUAACGUCAGGGUUUUUUGUGUCCAGCGAGCGAGCAGGUGGGUUUUUUUUGUACCUUGCAUUGCCCUCGUUGAUUGGGAAAGUAAAAGAAGAUCGGGUGAAGUUUUAAGUGCUAUCAAGUGGGGGUUAGAGGUGCCCCCCCCCCGAAGACCCAGCACCGUAAGUUUCCUUCUAUACUGAAAGAGAAACGAAAAAUACAUUAAAGCAAAGUAAACAGCAUUACAUACGGGGGAGAGAUGCUCAAUAGUAUUCGAGGUAGCUUGUGUAUAUAUGGCACAACAGAAGUACUGCUCAGCUCAAAUACAUCUACUUCAAGUAAAAAUAAUUACUACUUUGAAAAGCACCUUUGGUGUCUAUCGCUCGGACUAUUUCUGACUCGAUCUUUUACGUGAGUGUCGGUACUUAUAGCUUGUCUGAACAAUCCAGGAAGAAACGUUUGAAUCACGUCGCACUGAUGCUUUGGACGCAGGCAGAGAACAUAUGUCCCUAGCCUGCGUGCAGACAUUUCCUUUAUUCCUUUUGUUGCACAGAGAAAAGGGACAAUUUAAAAAUACUAGGAGACGUCUACACGCAGGCUGGUAUUUUCCUUCAAAUUUGUUUACAUUACAUUUUUACUUCUUACAGGAAGCUAUUGCAUAUUUUCCUUUAAUGAUUCUCGUCAGUGGAAUUCUUAUGAGCGGAGGAAUAAAACGACUUAACAGAUUCUUUUCAAACAGGGUAUGUAUCAGGCAGGGACAAUCAACCACUGCCUUCUCUCGAAUUCUUUAAAAACGUAUUCUUUAAGACCUGUUUUAGGCUUCGUCUGAUUUUCCAUUACUUAGAUAAAGAAAAAAAUAAUCACUCUGAGUUCAGGGUAGCCACCUUAAGCCUAGGCAAACUAUAGCCUUUUUCAAUUUAUUAAGAGCGUUCUGAGUUUCCCGAAAACCUUGGAUACUAUUUUAACGGUUUACGAUAACGCGAGAUUCAGUUUGAUACCGUUUUUCCUUUACUACUUUUGAAACCAACAUUUUAGGGGUUCUAACAAUUUUAGCAAAGUCUGUCGAGUAAAAUGUGAAAUUCACAACUUCGGAAAAUCUUAGGGAAGUCAGUAAAAAUAAAAUUCUCAUUUCACUCAAAACCAACAGCUACAACGCAAGAGAAAAUAUCCAUCGAAUUUCGGAAAUUUCUCAACUGACAGACUGAUAGAUAGCUUGUAAAAUGCUCUGAAUGACAAAACAAAUUUGGACGAAAUUUCGAGCUACGUUGUUGAACUAUCGGGAAAUUUUUAACAGAUGAGGCAAAAACAAAGUUUCCCGGCUUCGUUUUGUUCUGCUUAUUUGGCCGAGUGACCUUUAGAUUAAACUACGGGUAAAAGAUUGAGUUAAGUACAAGUUUUCAACCUCUUAACCUCCAUAAGGAGUAAGAGUUCUUACUCGCACUCAAUCUCGUACCAGUACUCUAAGCUAAGGAUCGCUAAUACCUACAUUUACGCUUGUGCCGUUUUCCUUGUAGGUAUUGUUUUGUGUAGGUAAUGUGAUCGUUAUUGGUUGUUCCACGUGGUUUUACUUCACGCCACAAUCCCAUAGGAAUGUCAUAUAUGCGCCCACGAUCAUCAUGGGCUGUGGUAACUCUAUAAUGAUAGUGACGUCAUUGGCUAUGGUAGCAGACCUGAUUGGUAAUGACAAGGUAGGUUGCAAGGCUGAUGCUUGUGAGGUUAUUAACCUUCAGUGAGUGCAGGAAAAUUGCGAGGCAAGCAUCAAGCGAUGAUUAGACUCCAUUGGAAGGCUUAGAUGUAUCCAUAGUGUAGAUAGCACACGUAAUGGAUAGCGCUAUUGCUUUCCUUUUAGAUUGGUCACAGUCACCUAUUUUUCCUUUAGAAGGUCCAGAUGAAGCGCGCACUUUCCGUUACGGGAGACCAUUUUGUUUUCAAAUUUAACAAGGGGGCUGGCGUCGGGGUUAAGACAGUGCGGACGCGGGAGAGAGGCUCCUUCUCCCAACCCGUAAUCAUCUCCAGACUAGACACAAACAAAGGAAAACUUGAAACCACGAUAGCCGUCCGUAAGAGUAAGCGCUAGAUCCGGACAUCUUACAGUAAAAUAGGGGACUCUGAACAGUCUGGUUCAGUUUUAGUUUAUUUAUUGCCAGAAAAAAAAUAAACAGUCAUUUAAUAUAAUAUUACAAAAAUGAUAGUUAAGAUUAAAAGUGACGAAAAUUACUUUAUUAGGGGAAUUAGAGGUUAUCUUUCGGGUGAAGAAGCUCAAAUUGAAACCGUAGGGGCUUAUUACCAUGAGUUCCCUCCCUAACCUAAGAUUAAAAAAACAAUAAAUAAUUAAGCGGCGAAAUCUUGUUGAAAUAUAUUUAGACGGGAUAAAAAGCAAGCAAAACAAAACACAUUAAACGAACAAAAAGCAGCAAAAAACAAGUAGUAUUUACAAGCAAGUUGUGAAUCAGCUAAGGAGAAAUGUUUUCAAUCCGGCAGUUAUAAGGGAGAGAUCAGAGUAGACUGCGUUUCUUCCGUUUUUUUAUUGAUCACUGGAAUUGAAAACCGACUUGUCGUUACAAAGCCAACAGCACCACCAUCAUCACCUCACUUUUCUUUCUUAUUGGUAUAACUUUUUUUUUUCUUUUUGCAGAAAUCUAGUGGUUUUGUCUACGGUGUUUGUUCUUUGAUGGACAAAUUGUCGCUUGGCUUCAUCGUUUUAGCGUUACAAGAAAAUUACCCGCAGCAGGACACAACAACAGGGUAAGUAAAACGUGUCUUCCAGUUGUACAGAACUAACGCAUUGAAAUGGUUGUGCAAGAAGCUUGCUGUUUUUUGUGGGAUCUUAGACGUUGCCUUCUUCUGGUCAAUAGCCGAGUUUCAUAAUGAUGCGCAAAAAGCACGACUUUGGUUUUGGCGGAUCACUGUUUUUUUCAUGUUUCUUAGCGAAUAAGGACGUGUAAUUGGCAUUGUUAACAAAAUGAACUACCUUAUCAGUACUUAAUUUCGCGAUUUUGGCGAGGCUAUAUUUCGCGAGGUUUUAUUUUUGCGAUUUCAUUGGCAAAUAUGAAAAAGGCGUAUAAUUUCGCGAUUCAGGCGUUCUCAACUUCACUUAUUUUUCAAGAGGUCUGAACUUUUAUAGUUUUCUAGAUAAACUGGAACAAACAAAACGAAUCAGAUUGAUGAAGAUUAUAGCUAGAUUCUCUAUUCCAUGUGAAAUCUUUACAAAUUAACGGUAUUUAAUAAUGUCACAACUGAAGAUACAUAAUGAAACUUACCAGGAAAAUCACUUAAUAAUUUGUGAAUUUGUCCAUACGUACCAUGGUGUUGUUAAUUUCAUGUAAUUUUUUUUUCUGUAAUUUGAAUUUUCUAAAUUUUGCGUGUUUAAAUUUCGCGGGGAUUUUUACUCGCGGGUCUUAAAUUUCGCGAUUUUUUUACAAUCGCGAAAAAGGCAACAAGUAAGUAAUCAUUUGCGGUACUGUACAGUACCGAUAAAGGUAUUUGUGACGCAAAAAGCUCACAGUUUGCCAUUGAGGGGCUUGAAAUGAUAUUCCUCUUUUAAUGUUUCAGACCAUGUGGUGAACCUUGUGCCCGGUACCUUAGGGGUGCUUUCUCCGUUUUUCCUGGUGUCGAGGCUUUACUUGCGUUUUUGGUUGUUGCGGUGUUAUAUCGCCCUGCUUCGAAUAAAAAUGCUAAACGACGAAUGACAGGUAUGAGGCUAUGAAUCAUGUUUUUGAAGUUGAAUUUUUUUUUUUUGCCUGGAAUGAGCUGUUGAUUAUGUUAGUUUUGAGAAAUUUGGAUAGAUUAUGAGCUGCAAGCAAUAACUGGCAAAACAAAUAUCGUAUUUAUCGAGUUGAAAAAAAAAAACAAACAAACAAUGCCCCAUGUUAACCGACCAUCAUACAUUACAAUUUCCAUCAAAAUGAGUUAAAUUCGAAUACCGUAAAAUUCCGAAAAUAAGCCCCGGGGCUUAUAUUUUUCAAAGGCCCCUUUUGAGGGGCUUACAUUCGGAGGGGCUUAUCUACGGAGGGAAACUUGCGUUUCAAAAUCGAUCGGGCUAGCCUUAUAGCUGGAAGUAAAUUUACCGUUUUUGCUUUGUUGCUGCGGAGCGACCGAAGGGAUCGAGCAGCAACAUAAUCAGGAUUUAAAGGAAAUAUAUAAGGGGCGACGAAUUCUCGAAUUCAUCACUUUUUACCACAAUGCAUUGCAUUUAACCACACUUUUAACCACAAUGCAUUGCAUUUAACCAGAGUGCAUUGCGCCACGAACAACUCAAAUAAAAACACGGGGAAGUUCGGUGGGUGAGAGAGUGCAUCGUUCGCUGUUCAGACUUAGAGUUUUCUUUGUGGCAAAUUUUCUACAGCACGGUUAGAGGUCUUACCAAAUUUUAAGACACGUAGGAGUCUUUCAGAUGAGUACGAUGGUUAACUUGGGGAUUGGAUUUCAAUUCAAGAGCCUUUGACUCGUCCAGGUGUUAAACCUGACCAGAAGAUGAGCAUUUGCUCUUCGACUCCGCAACACGGGGGAUAUACAAAUUCCAGCUUGCUAGAAGGUGAUGUGAGAGUGAGAAAAUGUCAUGCAGUGCUAUUCUUAAGAAACUGUAUGAGCCGAAAAUGGAUGUGAUUUUGACCAUUCGCUUCAAAAUAACAGCGGAAAUCGAGAUAACAAAACAUAUGUUUUGUGUCCUACUUUGCAGACGAGGACGUGUAUCGGCGUUUUGAAAAGCAUAAUUAUGUUCUUUCAUUCAUUCAUUGCCAUGGAAUAUGCGUUUACAUUGUUUUUUCACUGUUAAUAGCUCGGUUAAUGCGGCUGGCGAUCAUCUUGCCGGCGGAAGUUUCAUGGAAAAGGAAUAAAUCAAGACUUUUCCUCAAGUUUACGUAAUCAGCCUCUGUGGUGUAGUGGUUAGGUGUAGUCGCGUCGAGCCGAAGGUGCAGGGUUCGAGUCCUACCGAAUUCUUAAUUCCUUCUUUCUUUUUUUUCUUCCGUUAUUUGCGUUGUUGUUUUCUAUAAAUAUAUAGCUAAAUAACUGUUACUUAAUAAAGUGCAACAAACAGCAAGAAAAGUAUUGUGUUUCCAGAGAAAAUAUCGUGCACCGUAUAUUAAAUAUAUGGAUAAACAAUCUGAAUUUCUAUUAUUUCCUACAAUUUACUGUGGGAAAACCAGAGUUAUAACCACUUGAUCAUUUUCUAAACAACUUUCCCACGAGUUCUUUCUAUAGACUGAUCGUAAUUAUUCUAGUACUUUCCAACAUGUAAAUAGGACAUUCAAUAUCAUUUUCGAUUCUUUUAAGUCUCGCAGCAUUACUAUCUUUUAGAUACCCCAGUUUUACUUUGUAUUUUAGGGAAAUUUUCCAAGUACAAGCCCCCGGGGGGCUUGUAUUUGGAGUGGCGAUUUAACGGAGGCUUUUUUGUGUUACCGGUUUGGGGGGCUUAUACAUGGAGGGGCUUAUUUUCAGAAUUUUACGGUAGUCUGUUACGUUAACUUUGAAUGCAAUUCGUGUUUAUCUUCUGGCGCAUUGUCCGGGCCAUUUGUGGUUAUACAGUACCUAGCAGUUAUUUUCACACUUCAGCCUUUCUUUAGGCAAUGAAGCUUUAAAAGGUUUAUCGUCUUUGUAUGUAUGAAAUGACGUUCGUUUUAUAACAGAUUCCUUAUCCAAACUGUAACAAUUAUUGUGUACAUUUUCUUAAAAUUUCAGUUACAAGUAAAGAUGACUGUACAGAAGAUAUUGAAUUUGACCGACUGCCUUAUCUGAAGUCUACAGAAGUAUAACACUGCAAUUAUAUCUGCCUCCCCCUCACGUGACCAUAAUAUCAACAUAGUAUCUGUCAUAUCUAUGGUCGGAGUAACGAUUCACGUAACCGGCUACUGACGCUGGUGGACCGAACAUGAUGCAGAUCAGUCGUAUGGUUACACAAGUGGUUCUGGCUGAACAAGGUGCAAGAUACUUGGGAAACCAGAUAAAAAAUGAUAGAAGGCCUCAUCAUAUUGACAUUGUUUCUUUAUCAUAGUACAAAUAAAAUUAGCUAUUGUUAAAAUUAAAGUAUUAAAAUUUUUUAAAGUUAUCUUUCUAUGAGCUAUUUAUAUGACAAGUUCCUGUUUCGAGGGAAUAGUCUAUUAAUCAAAUUGAUUAUGAUAAUUAUAUGUUAAUGAUAAAUUAUAUUUUGGGGCUUACAGGGACUUUAAAUGUUAUGUUGUGAAGAAAUUCUAUCCUUGGUUUAGAUUUUUUUCCAAAUGUUUUGGGCGUGGUUAUGUAUGACGACGAGUUUGGAACAAAGAAAAAUAAAAUUCAAACCACGACUUUUACAUACCCUUUUGAUUUGGUCGUGGUUAAUACUGAAGUAUGAAUGAUUAAUUUAUUCUUUUAUUUAAAUUGAAUCCCUGACGUUACUUUGCUAGUCAAACCAUAAAAAAAUGUAGCAAACGAUCUGUUAAACUGGUUUUAAGCUUUUUUUUUCUGGAUACAUAUGCUCCAUAGUUCAAUACAUAUGUUUUCAAACGAAUUUUUGUCAAUGUUACUCUUCACAGUUAACUGAUGAUGUAGCUUUAUAUGGUGUCGAAACAAACUAGUUAGCAGGCUAAAAUAUAUCAUGUCAAAAGGUUAAAAAUACCCGAGGUCUAUUUCCCUCAAUUGUACUUCGUACUUAAGUGUAACUGUUUUUGAUCCUACAUUUUUCUUGUAUAUCCUUGCCAUUGUCACUAGUUAAUUUUCUAAACAACUGAUAUAGUCACUUUACAAAAAGUUCUAUUUUUUAAAGUUGUAUUGUGGGGUACUUGUUUUCUAAAGAUCUGGGUUUUGGUUAACUCAAUAAAAAGGUUUUUUGAUGCGC
Messenger RNA from Porites lobata, 15580 nucleotides. NCBI's taxonomy places the organism in Eukaryota, Metazoa, Cnidaria, Anthozoa, Scleractinia, Poritidae. The record is from the annotation of a GenBank genome assembly.